Molecule: messenger RNA, 2070 nt
Organism: Eleginops maclovinus (Patagonian blennie)
Lineage: Eukaryota; Metazoa; Chordata; Actinopteri; Perciformes; Eleginopidae
Gene: bri3
Product: brain protein I3
Exons: 3
Coding region: 404-790 (128 amino acids)
Source: RefSeq, a predicted model, not a curated record
UCUUCUCUUGUGACAAUCCAGACAGAAAGGAAAAGCCUUCCUGAGUUCAGCUGAGUUACACGGCGCUGCGAUGACAGAUUGUUGUUGUUUUGGUACCAAAGGACCAACUUCGAAGAGGGAAAUGGAGUUAAGUUAACCACUACCCGAACAUUCCUGUGUAUUAAGUGGACAUUUGGUAAAUACUUAGGGUUGUUGCGCCUCCGGGGACAAAGUUGGCGCAUGGAGAGGGACGAAGUUUCCUUUUUGCGCAGCGUCUUUUUCUUUGUUUUUGUCUCAACUGCGUUUCAAACGUCACACGGCUUUUCGGACAACUAACGCGAGUACAGUUUUGACCCUUUGGUUGUGGUUGAAGUGAAGGUUACAAGAGAACAAGCCAACUUGGGGUGCAUCACGUCGGGUUGAGAUGGUGGACAGCAAACCUCUUCUCCAGGACAGACCGCCCUCCUACAACGCCGUCCCAGGGGCUUACGAGUAUGCCCCGGCUCAGAGCAGCUAUGGGGCCAUCCCGCCGCCGGCUCCACCGCCCUACCAGUACCCCGCCGGACAAGGAUACCCAUCAGCCCAAAUGGGCCCUGCCAUAGCCCAGCAGCCCUACCCCGGGACCUACACCAUUAUACAGCCGUCUGUGGUGGUGGUGGGAGGCUGCCCCGCCUGCAGAGUUGGUGUCCUGGAGGAUGACUUCACCUGCCUGGGGAUCCUGUGUGCCAUCUUCUUCUUCCCUCUGGGUCUCCUCUUCUGCUUUGCACUGCGCCAGAGAAGGUGUCCCAACUGUGGCGCCACCUUUGGUUAGAGGGAACAAACCACGGCCCGUGCACCUGCUCCUGCUCCCACGCAUACACACACACACACACACACACACACACACACACACACACACACACACACACACACACACACACACACACACACACACCUACAAACAUGCAUAAUCCAGCAUUUCCCUGUCUUUACUUUACUCCUAAUAUUGCACAUUUGCUGUUGCCAUUAUGUUAUGUAAAAGAUCAAGAUGAUAUUACAAUUAUGUUUUAUUACAGGCAUGCAUACAAAUCUAUUUUCCCCUUGGUGAGGAUGUAUUCUAGCAUAUGUUACUGUCCAGCUGUUGUCAGUGCCUUCACUACAUGCCCAGUGAUCAUCAGAGAUUCCAUCAGUCGAGAUUCCUCAGUUGUCCAAGGACCUGAGCAGAUUCCUUUAUGUUUUUCAAGCCAGAAAUAACAUAAUAAGAAACAUGAGUUUAAUUUUUCCUUUUGUCUUCGCUGGCACACUGCAUAUAUAUUUCUCUGCUUAGUUACAUUGUAAUCAACAAAGCAUCCAUGUAGAUCACAGAUGUACCAGCUUUUUCCAGAAAUGUAAACCUUUUUUUUGAGAUGUUUGUUUUUGGCUGAAUGUGACACAGGGAAACACAUGUUUUUUUGAGAAAACAAGCGUACAUGUAACGAACCCUUGGACGUGAUCUGUCCCAGCUGAAACAAUGGACUUGUCUCAGACAUUUUGUCUCUUUUUUGUUUGAUAUCAUUUCUUGGGGCCAUAUUUGCACGGAAGGUUUGUUUGAUGAUUAUUCUGCUGGGUUGUGCUUUUCCAGGGCCAAUGCAGACCUCAGGUACAUACAAUCUGAAAUGCCCUCGACUUUAGAACCUCAAUCACUGUCUGACUUCGGACUUCUGCCUACUUUAAGAGGACUCUUUUGUCAAAGCGCAGACUUCUCCUUUAAUAUCCAGAGGUUCACUUCAAAGAUGCAUGCUGGGAGUAAAAGCUGAAGACAUCUCUCAAUAAUGUGUAAAAUCUCUGGAUUUCGAUCUUAGUACUCUGUGACAAGUCAUCCUGCGCCCUCCUAACCAGACAAUCAAUCGAGAAUGUCUUUGUCCCCGUAUCUGAUGUGUAUCCGUGUCUACGUCUUCCAUCACAGCCAGAUGUUAUAUAGCUGUCCAUGGCAGUAGAAAAAGAGAUAGAACUAGGUGGUGGGAGUGGUUUUAAAAAUCAACUUGCUUUAGAGAACACACUACGCACGCUCUUAUGAUUGAAGUUCUUACUUUUUAUAUUUGAGUUACUGUAAUUAAAAAUGAAUGUGCCAUG